CCCAGAAUGCAGUCUGGUAAACAGACAUGGAAGCACCAGGUGAAGACCUCCACAGAGGCUGAGCGCCGCACUCGCUCCUUCCCACCGUCUUCUGUCUACUUCGUCCAGUGCAUCCAGUUGAAUUAUACCUGCCCGGUGUCACGUUUGCGUCUCCAGCACCCAGAGCCUUGACUCUUCUCUCCAGUGACUGUGGCAGCCAGCGAUCACCCAAACUGAUGAGGAUCGUCUGAUUGAGUUAAAAAUAAGUUCCUUUUUUCUUAUUUUGCCGAGCGGAAAGAAUGUCGGAAAGGGCCGAGGAUGACGUCAGGGGGGAGCAGCGCCGAGCGGCCAGGCAGCAGAAGCAGCAGCAGCAGAUCCAGCGGGGAGAAGGCUCCACAGCAAUGGCGACUGUUGCGGAGCGGAGAUCCUUGCCUAGUCCAGAAAUAAUGCUGGGACAGCCUUGGAGCAACUGGGUCGACGCCGCCAAACUCCACGGCAACGACGGUGCUGAAUCGGAGGAAAGUUUCAAAGACUUCGGGAAAAAUCGAGAUGCCAUGCGUUUGUGCAGAGAAGACAUGCCCAUAUUUGGCCAGUGUCCCGCACAGGACGACUUCUACCUAGUGAUGUGCAGCCACUGCGGACAGGUAGUCAAGCCUCAAGCCUUCCAAGCACACUAUGAGAGAAGACACAGUUCGGCCAUCAAGCCAGCCUCCACCUCGCCCUUCCCCGUGCCGGGCAGGAACCGGAGCAGCGGCAGCGGGCCUGGCCUGGGCUCGGGGUCUGUAGCUGGAGUGGCGAGUGGAGGCAUCCUUGGCCGACCUUCCACCGCUGGAGCCAGCUUAUCCUCCUCCUCAACGUCCUCCUCCAAUCCCAAACUCCUCAAACCAGCCAAAGAGAAGCUGCCAGGCAUUCAGCGAAGACCCCCCUUUGCACCCUUCAGGAUGCUCCAGCCGGAAAAGAUCCUCACCCCGGCUGUCAAGGUGGAGAAGAUGCACCUGAGGGUGGACUCGUCAGCUAAGCUGGUGCAGGCGCCAUCGACCCCCGCCACCACCUCAUCCUCCUCUACAUCGUCCUCUAGCACCACUGUGAGCGCCAACACUACCACCAUCACCACCUCUUCCUCAUCAUCAGCCCUUAAAACUGGCCUUAACUGUCCCUCCAUACCAAAGCCUUCAUUAUUGGGUCAGAUUCCCAACGGCAAGGGCCACCUCUCAGUCCUCUCAGACAAGAAGCAGGACAGCAGCAGCAAUGCCAGUAGCAGACGCCACCUUAACAAGAAAGUGGCAGAACGCGAGUUCAAUCCAGAUACCCACUGUGGCGUUGUGGAUAUGACAGCUCGGAAACCAUGCACAAGAUCCCUAACAUGCAAGACACAUUCCUUAAGCCAGCGGAGGGCGGUGCCAGGGCGGAGAAAGCGCUUUGACACAUUGCUGGCAGAGCACAAGAACAGAACAAGGGAGAGAGAGAGAGAAGUCCACCCUCCCCAUUCCCAGCAAAACCCCUCUCUCAGGGAACCACACCCCUCCUCCCACCUCGUCGCCGCUGCCCAUGACACGCACCAGGUCACUCAUGGCAACGGCACCGCCCCAGAUGCCACUAAGCCUUUGCCACUCGGCAAGUCCAAAUUUCACAGCCCUGGUCUUCCACGACUAAACAGCGGUCAAGGAGGUGGUACCCCAGGAGACCCUGCAGUAGUCAACGAGUCACCACACCAUCCCCAAACUAUCCCAGAUGGGUGUUCCCGACCCUCCAGUGACGAGGGAGAGAACGAGGAGCGGGAGGACAACGCUGACAAACUGGACUGUCACUAUUCAGGUUAUCACCCUCGACCGGCAGCUUACUGUACCUUUGGAAGUCGACUCUUUGGGAGAGGCUGUUACUCCUUUGACCGGCGAUGGGACAGAGUGCGAUGUGCCCUAACCACGAUGAUGGACAAGCAUGUCAACUCUCAGAUGUGGAAAAAAAUCCCCUUGGCCUUGGAGAACUCCUCCGUUGCACCUACCCAUAGGACAAGCACAAAUUCCCAUGGUAGCACUCCCUCUUCAGGCUUCCUGGGCCCCCCUGCCACCUUGCCCCAGACUCCUUAUAGCCAAUCCUACGAGGGCAAGUCCGUGCUCUCCUAUGGGACCACCUUAAAUGCCCGCAGCUCCCCACAGGGCGGGGCUGAGCACCCGGCCUACGGCAUUACGCAGGCCCGACAAGUGUCUUCGUCGCCGCAGAUGCCUUCAGCCCACUCGUCCUCAUCCUCUUCUUCAGCUCCUUCCCUAGCCUCAGGCCGGGCGCUUAAGUCCCGUUCCUCCAGCAGCAGCACUACCAAGUCCUCAUCGUCCUUCAGGCCCAAGGAGAUCUCCUCUGGCUCCUCCACUCCUGUCAUUCCCAACUCCACUGGUGGGGGCAGCAGUGGAGCCAGCAGUAACAGUAGCAGCACUAGCUUCAGCUCGGGGAAGAAGAGGAAGAACAGUUCUAUUCUCUCUUCAUCACAUGGCCCCUCUGACUCCUCCUCUUCGAAUGCCAUCUACUCUUCCUCCUCUUUCAAGAAGAACUGUGCAAAUGUCGGCAGCUCAGGGAGCACCUACCACCACAGCUCAUUAGGUCCUGCAUCCUCAUCGUCAUUAUCCUCCUCCCACAGCGGAGUCCACAGCGUGGGGCUUAACUGCGGCCCCACUGUGCGAACCAACUCACUUAGUCUCAAGGCAGAGCCUUCUGGAGGUUCAGCAGGCGGCUCCUCGGGGCCGCCAGCAAGAGGGCCUCCCUCGGGCAGCCCUGCGGAGUCCAUCAAGCGCAUGAGUGUGGUGAUGAACAGCAGUGACUCUACUCUUUCCCUGGGGCCCUUUGUCCACCACCAAUCCUCAUCCGACCACCACACCAGCUUCAGCCACCACUCCUCAGACGGGCGCCUGGAGGGCAAGAAGCGCAAAAGCUCCCCUGCCUCCAGCGGCAUUAAUAGCGGAGCUGGAGGAGGAGGGCUUGGGGGAGGAGGAGGGGGACCUGGACCAGGUAGACCCAAAGUGGCCAAGUCACCUGCCAUUAACAACAUCCAUGGGAAGCACGGGCGGAGCAUUCCGGGGACGCCAGGGCUACCCAACAACUCCCAUUUACAUCAGCCAAAGGCUCGUCCCUGACAGCGGUGUCCGGCUUCUGUGUAUGGAACCGGCAGGCGGACGGGGAAUAGUUCGGAGCAGUCCGCAUACUGCUCUGGACUGCACGAGGCCUUCCAAAAUCAAACCCACAUUACUCUCAGCUUCCCACAAUCCUCAGGGUGGAGAUGAUCUGGACUGCCCAGUGAAGUCAAUGUGGUCCUUCCUCUUUCUCCCAAAGCCAUGUGUGUGUGUGUGCCUGCGUGUGUUUGUGUGUAUGGCGGGGGGGGGGGGUGGCGUGGAGCACCAGGGGUCUAAUGAGCGAGCCAAGGACCCCCCACGCAAGUGUUGUCCCUGUAUUCGGAGAGGUCUUCCUGUUUGGUUGGAAGUAGGAGGAACAAUAGCAACAGCCAUGGGUCUCUUGAGCUGCGGUUCAAAAGCUCUUCGGGUUCAGGUUAAGGGCUGCCGCAACAAGCCGUCGUGACACUGAGCAACUGGGGAGACAGCAAGCCGAUCUCCUCCGUGUUUGUUAGAAUGAGUGUGUGAAUGUGAGUGCGCGUACGAGUAUUUUUCUCACGUCAGAUUCUGCUGGACUACUGGAAUUUCCAACUUAAUUACACCCCCAGCGCCUGAUCUCAGAAGCCUUGGAAGGAGAGCACGAGGAGCAGCAAACUGUUACUUGCAACACCUUAACCAACAAACAAUCACUUUGUUGUUUCACUUUCUGUUAGACUGACUCUCUGGUGACAACAUCGAGUAGCCUCGGGUUACGCGCAGUAGCCUUGAGAGGAGCCCGUAGGGACGAUCUGGUCAAUUCUUUUAUUAUCCAGAAUAAUUAUGCAAGAGUUACCUUUUUAUGAUUUCUUAUGAGCUUUUUUACACCGAGCUACAAAGAGUCUUUGUAGACAGUGGUGACGAAAAGUUGUGCUUUCAAAUGUGAAAAGGACGCCUGAUGUGCCCAUUCGAUUGAAUCUUUUGUCAGAGAGCGAGCUUGGUCUUGAGGACACCUGUUCAUUUUAUGAAUCUUUUCUUUGUGCAAAAUGAUCCACACAGUAGACCUACCCCCGACUGUGAACAGCACUAAAUAACAACUUUCUCCACAGGCACCGAUUAGUUGUCCACAAAGCUAGCCAAAAGCUGCCAUCAGCUUUGCCGACUACUUUGUUUGUUUUUUUUUCCUUAUCUAAAAGGUCUUGCUCGUGAAGCGGUGAUGGUGCAUUGCCUGUGUGGACGUGAAGAAAAUCUGUGCAAACCGUAUCAUUAUUGCCACAACUUACCUACUUUGUACCCAUACAGAUGUAUGAAAUCCACAGCUGGUGUGGGCAGAUGUGAAUUAUAAUGUUUAUUUUUCCUACAUAGGGAAUCAGGUAUGGUACGUCUUAACUGGAGCAAACGUUAUGCACGUCACCUGUCUUCUGUGGGUUCAAUUCUCCCUCCUUAUGUGUAACCACUACCCAAGCUCUGGAUGUUACAGUUUCAAUGCCUCACCCAAACACUAUGAGUGUGUGUGUGUGUGUGUGUGUGUGUGUGUGUGUGUGUGUGUGUGUGUGUGUGUGUGUGUGUGUGUGUGUGUGUGUGUGUGUGUGUGUGUGUGUGUGUGUGU
Molecule: messenger RNA, 4659 nt
Organism: Micropterus salmoides (largemouth bass)
Lineage: Eukaryota; Metazoa; Chordata; Actinopteri; Centrarchiformes; Centrarchidae
Product: ataxin-7
Source: RefSeq, a predicted model, not a curated record